AUGUGUCAAGCUCUGCUUCGCGACGAGCAUCUUUUACUUCUGAUCUUUGGUCAAGUCACUCAUCAGGCUGACUACCUCUCUCUCCGUCAGACAUGCCGGUCGUUCGAGGCUGUCGCUUCUCAAUACCUCUUUCGCCAAGUGGCGGUCUCUCCUGUCGGUAAUGAUCUUGCAACAUUUCUGCGCGUUGCCUAUAGCCCUAGGCUAAGUCGACAUGUCCAGGAGCUAAUCUGGCUCGAGUUGGACUGUCCCAUUGUUGAGGCGAACAGACUUCAACAGUGGCCCUUCCCACCUAUUUUGGUACCACCCUGGGAUCAGACGAUUUCACGCGAGAACAGUCUGUUCUGGCACUCAUACUCGCCUUUGGAUGUUCCCAGUGGAAAUGGCGAGGAGCGGCCGUACAGUGUACACGACGGACUUUUGCCCGUUUUCCUCGAGGCUAUUGCGCGGAUGCCAAAACUCCGUACUUUUACCUCCACUUCCAUGGACUUUGAGCCAUUCCAUCUCCGCUGUGGCAGAGAGAUUACUAUGGCCCGUUCCAGAGAUCUGCAGAGCCAGCGCUGGAAGUGUGCCAGUCGGCCGCCACCAAUCGUACCUAGGGAAGAUUCUCGAGCAAGCGAUGUCUUCUUGAAAGGGACCGAGCUCUACGUUCUUCCAGCUCUGGCACAGAGGAACGCGGUAGGCAACAGGUGGCUUCAGCUGCACUGGCCCAACACUACUUACUUCGAGCAUAAGGUUCCACAAAUCCCCCUCCAACUAACGCAUGUACCGCCAAUAUCCGAAGCUCUAGUCGAAUUUACAUUCAGCAUUGGAAUGGUUGACUGUCCUCCCGGUGGGGAGCUGGGGCGUCGUCAACGUCACCUCGAGAUGCAGUACAAACUGCUAGCUUGUCUCGCAAAUGCUCGGAACUUGCGCACCCUGCGACUCACAGCAUACCAAAGGUUUCCAGCCGCAUCGUCCUGCGCCAAGAAGGCCGGUGACCAUUACUUCUUCGAUCUGCUGGUUGGACAAGAGGCUGGUCCCAACAGCGGUGAAAUCUAUCUACCCCAUGUCAACUCUUUGAGUCUUGAAAGCAUCAUGUACAGCCAGGCGAGUCUUGAGAAAUUCAUCGCGCGUCAUGCCGACACUCUUCGUGUUCUCAAGUUAUCGGACUGUCGCCUGGAGUUCGACACGGUGAAGCGUCUAGCCACACUGGGCUUGCAACUCAACAAGUUCGAAGUGACCUCGGUCAGGUGGAUGAUCCAGGAUAUUAGGAGAACUAGAGAUGGACCAUAUAGAUCUCUCGGGGGCCGUUGGACAAGAGUCUUUGAAUUCAUCACUCCUGAAGGCCUUCUAGGAUUCGUCAACGACAACACGACACCAGAAGCUCAAUGGGCAAAUCUGGAACCUACGCGCUUUGGUCGCAUACCAUAUCAGGCGUACUUCAACUUUCUAGUCACGACUGAGGAUGUCCGAGGGCUUCAUCGAGUUCAGGGCGUCGACGGGCACAUCGCGUAUGGCGACGAAUUCGAGAGAUGUUGGGAGAACCUUGUCCAGGAAGGAAAGGGAAUUGACUUCCGACAGCCAAGCCAUCCGGAGAUUGUGAGAUGCUUGGGCGACGAGCAUGGAGAGGGAUUGUACUACCCGGAUGAUGGUGCAGUCAUCUAUCCGACCGGUGAAACGCCCGAGUUUGUCACAUCUGAUCCGACCCUUCUCGAAAGGUUGAAAUUGCGCGCUCUGGAACUCUCAUUAUCCCCGGAGCACGCGGAGGAAGUGCAGAGGCUCAUGGAAAGCUGCAAGCGUGAGCAAGCAGAAUUUGGUAACGAGUGCUCAUUCUGA
Neurospora tetrasperma FGSC 2508 is the source of this 1815-nucleotide messenger RNA. RefSeq lists its product as uncharacterized. Bases 1 to 1815 code for a protein of 604 amino acids. Lineage: Eukaryota; Fungi; Ascomycota; Sordariomycetes; Sordariales; Sordariaceae. The transcript has a single exon. The record is from RefSeq and is a predicted model, not a curated record.